UUCGCUCGUCGCAGGCAUAAUUUUAUCUUGGGCGAUGUAACCAUUAAAUCAUAUCAUCAUUUGCGUACUUUAAAAUUUUUUGUAUUUUGAAUUUUGUGAGGGAUACUUCUUUUAAGCUAAAAUUCAGCGACCGAUUACUUGUAAAACGUUGCGGUACUUUUGGAAGCAGCGAUAACUGAUUUGCAUCAUGCUGACGAUGAAAAAUCUUGGAUGAUAAUUUCUGCGACGUGUUCAUCUAUACGAGUACGCAUGUAAUAGUAUUCGAAGUGUUCUUCCUCCCUCACUCGUACUUUGGAGAAACCAGUUUCAGUCGCCUCCUGUAGUGAUUUUGCUCUUACAAUUGUUAGUCCUGGAUUGUACUGAAAGCGGUUGAUUCUCUGAUCCGAGGCCGUGAAGCGCUGCACGUUCCUGUUUGAGAAAAUGACUAAAAUUGAGAUCGAGAGUGAAGAAGAUGGGUCAGUGAGACCAGUUUUCGUUGCUGCUCCGCCGCCCGUUCCGACACCCAAGAUCUACAAAUACCUCAGCCUUUUUACGCUCGUGGUGCAAACUACAUCGAUUAUCCUGCUUCUGAGAGUCACACGCACUGCCGCCGGUGAAAAAUACAUUUCCUCCACGGCAGUGACGAUGACGGAGGUGUUAAAAGUGAUCAUUUGCCUGGUUGUGAUGUUAGUGCAAAGCGGAGGGGACGUUGUGGAUGUUGUGCGGACGUUGUACAACGAAAUUUGGAUGAAACCCAAAGAGACGGCUAAACUAAUCAUCCCCGCAGCGCUCUAUACGGUACAGAAUAAUCUCCUUUUCCUGGCGCUGUAUCACCUGGACGCUGCUACGUACCAAGUGACUUACCAACUGAAGAUUUUGACCACUGCUCUAUUUUCCGUGACUAUGUUAUCAAAAAGGAUUCAGAUCCAUCAGUGGGGAGCGCUUGUACUGCUGACUGCUGGAGUGGCAUUGGUUCAGUUGCCAUCAGGAGAGAGUAAACCUAACAAUAAAGCGCCGGAUGCCAGCGUCGUGGUUGGAUUGGUGGCCGUGAUUACAGCAUGUUUUUCCAGUGGAUUUUCCGGUGUUUAUUUUGAGAAGAUUCUGAAAGGCAGUCGUACCACACUGUGGAUAAGGAAUAUUCAACUUGGUGCUCCCAGUGUGAUUUUGGGAUUAUUGGGAGUUCUCUUUAACGAUUACGAAGCUGUACGAGAUAAGGGCUUCUUUCAGGGAUACAAUUACCUCACCGUGCUGGUUAUUUUUUGUCAUGGUGUUGGAGGUAUUAUCGUGGCAUUGACCAUCCGCUACGCCGAUAAUAUCUUAAAAUGCUUCGCCAGUGCUGUAUCCAUCAUACUAUCCUGCUUUGUUUCAUACGUAUUUUUGAAUGAUUUCGUUCCAACGAUUGCUUUUGUUUUUGGAGCUGUGAUGGUUAUAAUAGCAACGUUUCUGUAUGGAUACGAAAAACCGGACCCUGUGCCGAUCCAUAAAGCUUAAAACCGAUGGUCCAGUGUGCCAACAUUUGGAACAGUUACGCAGUUUUUUGACUGCGAUGUUUUACCAGUGAUCUCGUAUUUGCUGCUCGGUUUUACGUAUUCAGAAUUCAGAUACUUUAGUUUCAAAUUGAUAAAUGGGGAAAGUGA
Molecule: messenger RNA, 1616 nt
Organism: Paramacrobiotus metropolitanus
Lineage: Eukaryota; Metazoa; Tardigrada; Eutardigrada; Parachela; Macrobiotidae
Product: UDP-N-acetylglucosamine transporter-like
Exons: 8
Coding region: 421-1470 (349 amino acids)
Biological process (GO): pyrimidine nucleotide-sugar transmembrane transport
Cellular component (GO): Golgi membrane
Molecular function (GO): UDP-galactose transmembrane transporter activity
Source: RefSeq, a predicted model, not a curated record